Messenger RNA from Peromyscus californicus insignis, 833 nucleotides. RefSeq names its product immunoglobulin lambda-1 light chain-like. The transcript has 5 exons. The coding region runs from base 18 to 731 and encodes 237 amino acids. Gene Ontology annotation, biological process: immune response; immunoglobulin production. NCBI's taxonomy places the organism in Eukaryota, Metazoa, Chordata, Mammalia, Rodentia, Cricetidae. The record is from RefSeq and is a predicted model, not a curated record.
UCAGUUGUAUCUUCACCAUGGCCUGGACUCUUCUCCUCUUCUUCCUCCUUCAAUGUACAGGGUCUUUCUCCCAGCCUGUGCUGACUCAGUCACCCUCAGCCUCUGCCUCCCUGGGAGCCUCAGCCAAACUCACCUGCACCUUGAGUAGUCAGCACAUCAGCAACUACAUUGAAUGGUUCCAGCAACAUCCAGAAAAGGCUCCUAAGCAUCUGAUGCAUCUUCAGAGUGAUGGAAGCCACAGCAAGGGGGAUGGGAUCCCUGACCGCUUCUCUGGCUCCAGCUCUGGGCCUGAUCGCUACUUAAGCAUUGACGAUAUCCAGCCUGAAGAUGAAGCUCACUAUUACUGUGGUGCAAAUUAUAGCAAUGGAUACUGGGUGUUUGGCGGAGGCACCACAUUGACUGUCCUAGGAGAAGCAGCUGUUACACCUUCAGUCUCCCUGUUUUCACCACCCUCUGAGGAGCUCAAGACCAAAAAGCCCACACUGGUGUGUGUGAUGACUGUCUUUUACCCAGGUAUUGUGACAGUGACCUGGGAGGCAGAUGGUACACCUAUCACCCAGGGUGUAGACACCACUAAGUCUUCUAAACAGAUUGACAGUUUCUUGUACAUGGCUAGCAGCUACCUGACCUUGAGAGAAGAAGAAUUGAAAUCUAUAAGCAGGGUCAGCUGCCUGGUCACUCAUGAAGGGGACACUGUGGAGAAGAGCUUGUCAACUACAGUGUGUUUCUAGGCCUUUCAAUGUUCAUCUCGCCCACAGAGGCUGGGAUUUGAAUCAUGCACAAGUAUACCUUACUGCUCUUACCUACCAUAGCCCUUUCCCUGCUCCUGAAAU